GGAUUGUGAAAUCGUGCUCGCCUGGAUUCCUAUAGUCAUUCAGGUACCUAUUCCGGGAAAUGAACUUGCGAACCAUACAGCUAAACAGUCCGUAGCAUGUGGGGACAAAAUUCCUUUCAAAAAUUGUGCUUUCUGUGAUGUACCUAUGUAGGUAGACACAUAUAUAUUGUUUUACGUGUGUCACGUACGUCAGUCCGGAAUAAAUCCUCGAACAAGUACAGUGCCUAUUAUUGACGAAACCUAUCCGUAUUCCUAGUCCCUCGGGAUACAUUACAGUGGCGACAGGUAGUGAUAAUUUCGCGUGUGCAGUACAUUUAAAUAAAUUAAAAUGUCGAUCGGCAAGCUACACGAAUUUAACGUCAGCAAUGACGCGUGGUCAUCGUACAUGGAUCGCGUGGAAAUGUACUACAAGGUCAACGCAGUGCAAGACGACAUGAAAGUGCCGGUAUUAAUUGCAGCGAUGGGUGAUGAGGCAUAUGAGCUACUGGAGAACUUGGCCAGUCCUACAAAGCCAGCGGAGCUAACCUUAGAUAAAAUAAAAGAACUAAUGUCACAUCAUUUGCAGCCAACACCGUCGGUUUUAGCCGAAAGAUACCGGUUCCGGCAAAGGCGGCAAAAUGUCGGCGAAAAUGUAGCUACGUAUGUGGCGGAGUUAAAAAGGCUAUCCAAGCAUUGUAAAUUUGGCUCAGAGUUGAACGGUAACCUUAGGGAUCAGUUCAUUUGUGGCUUAAUCAGAUUUGAUUAGGCAGCGGCUUUUUGCGGAGGACGACAACAUAACCUUUGCAGCUGCAGUCAAACUUGCUACAUCAUUGGAGGCUGCAGAGAGGGACGCGGCGAUAGUGGAGCAAGGGAAGGUAACGGGUUCGAGCGGGACGGGAGAUAUGCAGGCCGUUAUGUUUGCGAGUCGGGCGAGAUCGGGCACAUUCAGCGGAGGACAAUCGCGGGCGCCUGUAGUUACGCAACAGCGGCGAAACGUAAAUUCCAAUGGCCGGCAAGAAAGGCACUGCGACGCCUGUGGCGCACGCAGUCAUAAUUACGCGAAUUGCAAGUUCCGGGAUUAUGUGUGCAGCAAGUGUCAGCGUACAGGUCACUUGCGGCGGGUGUGCCCGGACUGGGGCGCGGCUACGGGACCCGCGGGCCGUGGCGGAGCGCGGGCGUCCGGCCGGCGCGGAGGGGCAGCGACGGCGGCGCCGGCGCGGAGUGCCAUGCAUUUUGGGGUGGCCGAUCACGAACCAAGUGAGGAUUACGGCGGAGACAUCGAGGAAGAAUUACAUCACCUAUGUUUAAAUAACUAUCCGGCGAUAUGAGGCGUUGUUCAGCGACGGACUGGGCCGGUACAAGGGCGGCAAGGCGACCUUGAGGGUGCGGGAGGGCGCAGCACCGGUGUUCCAUCGCGCACGCCCGAUGCCCUAUGCGCUGCGCGAGCGCGUGGACGCCG
Cydia pomonella (codling moth) is the source of this 1438-nucleotide messenger RNA. RefSeq lists its product as uncharacterized. The transcript is spliced from 2 exons. Gene Ontology annotation, molecular function: zinc ion binding; nucleic acid binding. The coding region runs from base 882 to 1307 and encodes 141 amino acids. The record is from RefSeq and is a predicted model, not a curated record. Lineage: Eukaryota; Metazoa; Arthropoda; Insecta; Lepidoptera; Tortricidae.